Molecule: messenger RNA, 1938 nt
Organism: Podospora anserina S mat+
Lineage: Eukaryota; Fungi; Ascomycota; Sordariomycetes; Sordariales; Podosporaceae
Exons: 1
Coding region: 1-1938 (645 amino acids)
Molecular function (GO): oxidoreductase activity, acting on CH-OH group of donors; flavin adenine dinucleotide binding
Source: RefSeq, a predicted model, not a curated record
AUGUUUCUCCAACGUGUCCUGGCCCUCGGGGCUGCAUGUGCAAGCCUCAGCCUCGUUCGCGCCGUUGACCUCACGGGCUACGAGUACGUAGUAGUUGGUUCCGGCGCAGGAGGUGGCCCUCUGGCUGCGCGUCUUGCCCUUGCCGGUCACAAAACACUCUUGAUCGAGGCCGGCGACGAUCAGGGACAGAGCAUCAACUACACCGUACCAGCAUACCAUGCACGAGUAUCCGAAGACCCCAAGCUUGCUUGGAACUUCUUCGUCCGUCACUAUGCCGACGACGAACGCCAGGCAAGAGACUGGAAGACCAGCUACGACACACCAGAUGGCACCAUCUACUCUGGCCUCAACCCUCCUAAAGGGUCCAAGAUGAAGGGUGUUCUCUACCCCAGGACUGGAUCACUUGGCGGGUGCACUUCGCACAAUGCCAUGGUGGCCGUGUAUCCUCACGAGUCUGAUUUUAACUACAUCAGCACCCUUACGGGGGAUAGCUCAUGGCGGCCCGACAAUAUGCGCAAGUACUUUGCCCGGAUGGAGAGGAAGCAGUAUAUCAACGGUCUUUACAAGGGACAUGGAAGAGAUGGUUGGUUCACCACCGAGGUUGCCCCCCUGACCAUUCCCCUCAAAGAUCCUCAACUGCUGGCCACCCUGACCGGCGGUGCUUCUGCCCUCGGAAGCCUCAGCAACCAGAUCUUGAACGUCGGCACUCUUCUCGCAGGCGACCUCAAUGCGGACAGCAGUCUCCGUGAUAGACAGCCUGCCUACUACCAGAUCCCCAUCAGCACCGACAAGGGAACCCGUCUCGGAACCCGCGAGUUUGUCGUCUCCGUCCGGGACGCCAAGAACCCUGACGGCAGCAAGAAGUACCCUCUCGAUGUUCGCCUCAAUUGCCAUGUCACCAAGGUCAUCUUCGACAAGAAGUCUUCCCCUCCCAGGGCCAUUGGUGUGGAGUUCCUCGACGGCGCCUACCUCUACCGCGCCAGCCCUCUGUCCACUGGAGCCAAGGGAACCCCCGGGUCUGCCCGCGCCUCGAGAGAGGUCAUUCUCGCCGGCGGCACCUACAACUCGCCCCAGCUUCUCAAGCUCUCUGGCAUUGGCCCCAAGGACGAGCUCAAAUCUUUCAACAUCCCCGUCCUCGUCGAUCUUCCUGGUGUCGGCGCCAACCUCCAGGACCACUACGAGACGGCGGUGACAGCCCGCGCUCCCCGUUCCUACAACGCCCUCAAGGACUGCACGUUCCUCUUCAACACCACCGACGACCCCUGCCUCGACAAAUGGCAGCGUCCCAUCCUCGGUGACCGCGGCACCUACGCCUCCAACGGCUUCGCGGCCGCCAUGCUCUCCAAGUCCACCACCACCCCGGACGGCUCCUUCGACACGUUUGUCUUUGGCGGCCCGGUCAACUUCCACGGGUACUACCCGGGCUACAGCUACGCCGCCGUUGCCGAGUCCGACCUCUGGACCUGGGCCGUCCUCAAGGCUCACCCCCGCAACACGGCCGGUUUUGUGCGCCUUCGGUCCGCCGACCCGUUGGACGUGCCCGAGAUUAACUACAACUACUUCGACACCGGCAGUGGAGACUGGAGGGCGGAUAUCCAGACUAUUGUUGAGGGUAUUGAGCUCGCGCGGGAGGCGCUGCGCAAGCAGCCUGUCCGGACGAACGAGAUUCUCCCUGGUGCGGGGACGAAUACGAGAGAGGAGCUGGAAGCUUACAUCAAGGAUACUAGCUGGGGUCAUCACGCCAGCUCGACCUGCCCUAUUGGUCCUGACGGUGACCCGAUGGCCGUGCUGGACAGCAAGUUCCGGGUCAGAGGCGUGAAGGGGUUGAGGGUGGUCGAUGCUAGUGUGUAUCCCAGGAUUCCGGGAACAUUCACUGCUGUGUCGACCAUGAUGGUGGCCGAAAAGGCUGCGGAUGACAUUCUGGCCGAGGCCAACUGA